GCCGGCGAAGCGAUGCAGGAAGCCAUUGCGAUCACUGAGCAGCCGGUCUCUGUCUCCAUCCCCGUGGGAUACUCCUUCACCCUGCGGUGCAGAGCCGAGGGACGCACGUCGCUGCAGUACCAGUGGUUUUGUCAGCACCAGUCUGUCUGCCACCUGAUUCCUGGUGCCACCAAGCAAGAUUUGCCCAUCACUGCACAGCAGACCCAACUCUACACCUGCAGAAUCAAUGACCUCUACAAAAAUGCCAUCUUCUCCGACUGGGUGAAGGUGGAGGUCCAUCAGUGUGUUGCCAGAGGACUGCCCCCUCAGCUCUGGCGAGGAGAACCGGUCAUCGUCCUCAACCCCACCGAGCAGAGGGUGGAGGUGGGGAAGCCGCUGCAGCUGCAGUGUGCUGCCAUGGGGAUCCCAGCCCCCAGCUACCAGUGGUACCAGAAUGGGAACCUGCUGGAACACCAGAAGAAAAAAAAACUCUGGAUCACCCACGCAAAGGUCAGUGACUCCGGCACGUACCUCUGCUGUGCCUCCAAUAGCCACGGAGAGCACUGGACCAACGCCGUGGAUAUUCACAUAGGUAUGUGUCGCUCUGAAAAGUUUUUUGCUACAGGCAAGAUAGCGCUUUUAGUGGGCAACAACCGCUACCAGCAUCAUCCCAACCUGAUGGCUCCCGUCACGGAUGUGUUUGAGCUGAGUCUUCUUCUGGAGCAGCUGGGCUUCCAGGUUGUCUCUCUUCUGGACCUGAACAAGGCUGAGAUGGUGACAGCGGUCAGUCGGUUCCUGCAGCUCCUGGGGAAGGGAGUCUAUGCUAUAUUCUACUACGCUGGUCAUGGGUACGAACAUUCGGGGAGGAACUACAUGGUCCCUGUUGAUGCUCCACAACCCUAUGCCCCCGAGAACUGCAUCAGCGUGCAGAGGAUCCUUCAGAAGAUGCAGCAGCAGCAGACGGCCCUGAAUCUCAUCCUGCUGGACACCUGCAGGAAAUGGUACAACCCGGAGUGUGCCCUCUCCCAGGUACAGCCACUGGAGCCCUGGGGCAAUACCGUUUACGGCUACGCCACGAGCGAAGAUGCAGAAGCCUAUGAGUUGCAGGAUGGGGAGUUCAGCUCUGGGAUCUUCAUGAAAUAUCUGAAGAAACAUAUUCUGCAGGAGAAGAAGGUUACACACAUGCUGGAGGAUGUGUUAGAAGACAUCGGCCGGGAUCCCUUGGUCACUGGAAAGCAGGUGAUGGAGAUCAAACACACUCUGAAGGAAGCCCGGUCCCUGACAGACCCGAUCUGUCCGUCGGGAGCAGCUGCCGAGCACUGGGGACGCGGCCACGAGCCGGUGAGCGAAAUGGUGACCUUCCCCUGCGGGGUGCAGGUGGAGCUCCGCUUCCACCGGCUCUUCUCCAACGUGAUGUACGUGUGCGCCAAGCUGCAGCCCUCCCCAGCCCACGUCGCUGACGCCCGUCUCCUGCUCUGCCAGCCCACCGAGAUGCACGAUGUGGCCAUCCUGAAAGAGAGCCGCCUGGACCAAGUGGAGUCUUUGCUCGCCUCUGUGUACAAGCGGGAGGAGCUGGACUGUGUCCUCCAGCUCUGUGGACUACAGAAAAUUCAGACAGACGUGGUCCUGCAGUUGGAUUUGCAUUACACCCAGCUGAGCACAAAGCAGAGGGCUUGUGAAAGCCUGCAAACAACCCUCCAGAAAUCUCUGCUAGGGCAGUUUUUCAGCCAGAGGAAUUACUCCCAGCCAAACUACCAGAGAACUCCUGCCUGCGCAGGCAGCGUGUGCCUCCGGGAUGCGUCGGCGCUGAGCAUGGACCCGAAGGGGCAAGCAUCUCUGAGGACAGGCUCUGGCUACAGCUUGCCCAGCAGCAACCCCUCCAACUCCAGCAGCGAGCCGGAGGAGAACGACGAGAGCGACCUGAGCGAGCUCUGCUCAGCACUGCUCCGGGCUGGCCCAGGGCAGGACUACCCCUGACCCCCACAAGCUGGUGUGCCCAGCCUUGGGAACUGCUAUUUUUAAUAGAGGCAACAGUUAUUCAAGCGCUAAAUACAUCAGAAUCUGUCAGCUGCUUUCCAGCCUUGGCGAUCGCCCUGUCCAAGUGAGGCCAAGGCUGCUUUUUUGGAAAGGCUUCUCCCAUCUGCGCCCUGUGGCGUGUGGGGCCUGAAGCCUGCUGGAAAUAACCCCUGUCCCGUGGGAGCAGUCGGGAUCAGCAAGGAGUCAUUGUCGUGUCUAGCGGAGGACAGGGCCACCCAACAAGUCAAAACAUUUCCAGGCAAAACCCAACGUCGCUUAAAGUCAAGGGCAACGGCUGAUGUUUUCUGCAAAUUAGGCUUUGCCUGAAAGCAAAUGUUACAGCAUUAAAGGUGUUAAGAAAGCCAUAAACACUACAGACCCGCGCUACAGCAGCAGCACGGCCUCAAAACCCAACUACAACUGCUGACUCUCAUCGCACUUGUGCAAGGGACACAAGGCUUGAACAAGGGACCCAGAUAAAACUGUAUAAGCUCUCCCCUGGGGUCGCAAUGUGGUUUUCUUUCCUUGUGAGUCCUGCCUGUGUCAAAGCAGGUUUUAAGUUAUGCAUUUAUGUAUUUCUAAAGAAUGUAUUUAUACUUGGGGCAAGACAACUGCUUGCCAGGAAAAGGAAGGUCAGAUGUUCCGUCAAGUGUGUGUUUACAAUGAAGGCUGGUUUUCCAUCAGUAGUAGCCACCAGGCAGGUAUGCUUCCACGUGCCCCUUCCAGCACAGUACACAGGGGCAUUAAAGUGUGUUAAGUCCUGUGCAGUCCUGAGUUCCUCUCAGAUCCAGAAUUUCCUACAUGUGGGGAUGGAAAAGACCAAGAUGGAGGAGGAAGAACCUCAACAAAGUCAUUAUUAGUGCAAAUUUUAUUUCUAAGUGCCUGUCUCUGUGCAUUCACUGUGGGCAACCUCAAGCACUACUUUUCGUGGAGAACCAUCUGUCCGGAGCGAGCCACAGGUGAGCAGGGCCCAAAGGACAGCCCGAGUGGGCACCGUCCCCUCCCUGCCUGCUUCUCUAAAGUUUGUUUGACAAAGGUUUCAGCAUAGCUCCAGGUGAUUGCUCAGCAAGGGCCUGAGAGGGUGAUCUAAUAGUUCAACAGGGGCCAAUGACCCCGGUGAGGUGUGGGAUCUCCAUCCUUGGAGACAGUUCACUCCGGACUGGAGAAGGUGCUGAUGAGCUGAUCCAAGCUGUCAGGGGGCUGGACCAGAGACAACCGGAGGUCCCUUCUGGCUGUUGAGGUCCUGUGAAAGAAAGAACUUGGAGAUGAAAGACUUCUUGAGAGGUCAAGGAUAGUGGGGCAGGGAGAGUGCCCAAGCUCUGUCUUCUGUCGUGGUCUAAAAGAGGAAUAGAAGAGAGCAUUUUCUAAGUUUCGGUUCUCCUUCAGCAGUGAAGAUACUUGCAUCUCUGUCUACGGUGUCUAUUGCAGCAUGGAAGAAUAUGAAAUGCUCCUUCCACAUAAACCAUCCUACAAGUGCUGGAAACCUGUCCAAAGAGAACAGAGGAGGCUUUUAUUCUCCUCACAGUGAGUAGAGCCAAGGGAAAGAAGAGAGGCCCCAUCUGGCUGAAGUCUAGAAAGUCUCCUAGGAAAAACUGUGAAGCUCAAAAAAAAAAAAUUUACAGGGUGUAGUUUAAAUAAGAUGGACUGAUAGAGAAGCUAAACCAGAAAAUAGUAAACUAGUUGAAGGGAGAACCAAAGAUCAACCCAACACCAGCCGAAACUUAAGACAGGUCAGUGGGAAUAGCUAUGCAGGCAUUUGGGAGGAGCUGGGAGUCUCGUUGCCUCUAUGAGGAUUGUACGCACCCUCCUAUACUGUUGGGGCAAAAUAUGUUUCUGGCUCACAUAAUCAUGGCCAAUGUCAUCUCAUGUGAACGUUAAUCUCAUUCCAAGCAAGGCUGUUUAUUUUUUCUGAAUAAAACACUAUUGGUG
Aptenodytes forsteri (emperor penguin) is the source of this 3924-nucleotide messenger RNA. Its product is annotated as mucosa-associated lymphoid tissue lymphoma translocation protein 1. The coding region runs from base 13 to 1956 and encodes 647 amino acids. The record is from RefSeq and is a predicted model, not a curated record. The transcript has 14 exons. Gene Ontology annotation, biological process: proteolysis. NCBI's taxonomy places the organism in Eukaryota, Metazoa, Chordata, Aves, Sphenisciformes, Spheniscidae. Gene Ontology annotation, molecular function: cysteine-type endopeptidase activity.